Messenger RNA from Magnolia sinica, 1739 nucleotides. RefSeq names its product probable protein S-acyltransferase 1. Bases 259 to 1533 code for a protein of 424 amino acids. Gene Ontology annotation, cellular component: endoplasmic reticulum; Golgi apparatus. Gene Ontology annotation, molecular function: protein-cysteine S-palmitoyltransferase activity. The record is from RefSeq and is a predicted model, not a curated record. The transcript is spliced from 6 exons. NCBI's taxonomy places the organism in Eukaryota, Viridiplantae, Streptophyta, Magnoliopsida, Magnoliales, Magnoliaceae. Gene Ontology annotation, biological process: peptidyl-L-cysteine S-palmitoylation; protein targeting to membrane.
GAGAGAAUUGUUUGAGAGAGAGAGAGAGAAAGAUUGCUUUGUUUGAUCCGCUGGAAGAUGAGGAAGGGCAGCAGGUUUUGAUAGAAAGAGUGGCCUCUUCCCUUUCCUCAUCAUCCUAACCAUAAACAAUCUCAAAAUCAAUUCACAUAUAUUGAUUUCAUCUGCAAUGCAACAUCAUUUUUCUGAUGAUCUUCUCAUGAUUAGAUAUUGAAGAGAGAGAGAGUGAGAGGGGCCUUUGGUUGUAAAGCUACAUUCAACAUGGCCACACCACAACCCAAGAGAUUAUAUAAAGUUUGGAAGGGAAGCAAUAGGUUCUUCUGUGGCGGGAGAUUGAUAUUCGGUCCAGAUGUAUCAUCCUUAUUUCUAUCUAUGGUCCUUAUAGGUGGGCCAUCAAUAGCAUUUUGUUCACAAGUUGCUUCAAGGCUGAAAGAACAGGAUAAAUUUCUCAAUUUUCCCGUCUUGGCUGUGGCUGUGAUCCUCACUGUAUUGGAUUUGCUUUUCCUCUUCUUAACAUCCAGUAGAGAUCCAGGUAUAGUGCCCAGGAACAAAGGACCAUCCGAGCCACUAGAAUCAUUUGAUAGAGCAACUCCAUCUAUGGAAUGGAUCCAUGGGAGAACACCCCAUUUAAGAUUACCACGAACAAAAGAAGUUCUUGUAAAUGACACCGUGGUGAAAGUGAAAUACUGUGAGACAUGCCUUCUAUAUCGUCUGCCCCGCGCUUCUCAUUGCUCAAUCUGCAACAACUGUGUUCGGAGGUUUGAUCACCACUGUCCGUGGGUCGGUCAGUGCAUUGGAUUGCGUAACUAUCGAUUCUUCUUCUUAUUCAUAUCCACAUCGACUUUGCUGUGCAUCUAUGUUUUCACCCUCUCUGCUUUGAAUAUUCUCAACCAAAAGAAAGACGGACAGUCCCUACCGGAUACAAUGUCGAAAGAGGUCAUAUCAGUUGUGCUCGUUGUGUACUGUUUCAUAGCAGUCUGGUUUGUUGGCGGUCUCACCGUUUUCCAUCUCUAUCUAAUCAGUACAAAUCAGACGACAUAUGAGAACUUUCGCUACCGAUAUGAUAAAAAGGAGAAUCCAUAUGACAGAGGGAUACUGAGAAACUUCAUGUACUUGUUUUUCUCAAGGAUCCCACCUUCAAUGAAUGAUUUCCGAGCAUGGGUAUUGGAAGAUUUUGUGGACGUUAGUGUUACCUCAAAAACUGGAGGAGAUGUCUUCAUUAGUCCUAUAAAGGAGAGAGACGAUAUCGAACUGGGCAGUAAAGCUGGGGCUGGAGGCGACAUGCCAAUUCCGAUUAUAUUGCAAAACUUGGAUUACAGUGGUAUCGAUGAUGACUUGAGGGGCAGGGAAAUGAAUCAGGAAGAUGUUUUUGAUCCAUUUUUCUUUCCCAUCAAUCAAGAUCUGGGAGACCCAUCUGAUCAGGGCCGCACAACAAUAGAUGAGACCGUUGUGGACGAGAAGAAAACCAGUGAAGGAAGCGGGUCCGAAGAAACAACGACUCCUGUCGAUCUUGAUCAACACAUUAUUCAACUAUAACAAGCUCUGGCUUUGAUCUGUCUUACCAACACGCGUCUAUCAAAACGCAUUGAAGAAUCUUUCCGUUUGUCAAGCAGACUUUUUACGGUGGAUUCGGGAAGCUUCAAGUGGGUCCCAAAAGCAUGUUGAAGUUGAAAGAUAAGCUCAUUGUUGUUAUUUAUACUGAAAAAAGGAAAAAUAAAAAUAAAAUCAUAUAUUCAAAUCCA